Molecule: messenger RNA, 5848 nt
Organism: Paramuricea clavata
Lineage: Eukaryota; Metazoa; Cnidaria; Anthozoa; Malacalcyonacea; Plexauridae
Source: the annotation of a GenBank genome assembly
UAUCUCCGUGUGAUUCUGGACCAUGUGAAAAUGGAGGUGAAUGUUCAAAUGUUGGAAAUUCCUUCAAGUGUAAAUGUCCUUCUGGUUAUAAAGGAAAAAGAUGUCAGGAAAUAGGUACGAUUACGGCACCGUAUCUGUUGCACAUUGCUAUUAAUUGAUAUACCCUUUGUAUUCCUUUAACCAAAAUUGUGAAAAAAUGUUUUAGUAUCUCCGUGUGAUUCUGGACCAUGUGAAAAUGAAGGUGAAUGUUCAAAUGUUGGAGAUUCAUUCCAGUGUUCAUGUCCUUCUGGUUAUAAAGGAAAAAGAUGUCAGGAAAUAGGUACGAUUGCGGCACUGUAUCGCUGUUGCACAUUGCUAUUAAUUGAUACCCUUCGUAAUCCUUUAACCAAAAUUGUGAAAAUAUGUUUUAGUGUCUCCGUGUGAUUCUGGACUAUGUAAAAAUGGAGGUGAAUGUUCAAAUGUUGGAAAUUCCUUCGAGUGUUCAUGUCCUUCUGGUUAUAAAGGAAAAAGAUGUCAAGAAAUAGGUACGAUUACGGCACCGUAUCUGUUGGACAUUGCUAUUAAUUGAUACCCUUUUGUAAUCCUUUAAGCAAAAUUGUGAAAAUAUGUUUUAGUAUCUCCGUGUGAUUCUGGACCAUGUGAAAAUGGAGGUGAAUGUUCAAAUGUUGGAAAUUCCUUCGAGUGUUCAUGUCCUUCUGGUUAUAAAGGAAAAAGAUGUCAGGAAAUAGGUACAAUUACGGCACCGUAUCUGUUGCACAUUGCUAUUAAUUGAUAUACCCUUUGUAUUCCUUUAACCAAAAUUGUGAAAAAAUGUUUUAGUAUCUCCGUGUGAUUCUGGACCAUGUGAAAAUGAAGGUGAAUGUUCAAAUGUUGGAGAUUCAUUCGAGUGUUCAUGUCCUUCUGGUUAUAAAGGAAAAAGAUGUCAGGAAAUAGGUACGAUUGCGGCACUGUAUCGCUGUUGCACAUUGCUAUUAAUUGAUACCCUUCGUAAUCCUUUAACCAAAAUUGUGAAAAUAUGUUUUAGUGUCUCCGUGUGAUUCUGGACUAUGUAAAAAUGGAGGUGAAUGUUCAAAUGUUGGAAAUUCCUUCGAGUGUUCAUGUCCUUCUGGUUAUAAAGGAAAAAGAUGUCAAGAAAUAGGUACGAUUACGGCAACGUAUCUGUUGCACAUUGCUAUUAAUUGAUACCCUUCGUAAUCCUUUAAAUAACCAAAAUUGUGAAAAAAUAUUUUAGUAUCUCCGUGUGAUUCUGGACCAUGUGAAAAUGAAGGUGAAUGUUCAAAUGUUGGAAAUUCCUUCCAGUGUAACUGUUCAUCUGGUUACAAAGGAAAAAGAUGUCAGGAAAUAGGUGCGAUUACGGCACCGUAUCUGUUGCACAUUGCUAUUAAUUGAUACACCCUUUGUAUUCCUUUAACCAAAAUUGUAAAAAAAUGUUUUAGUAUCUCCGUGUGAUUCUGGACCAUGUGAAAAUGAAGGUGAAUGUUCAAAUGUUGGAAAUUCCUUCCAGUGUAAAUGUUCAUCUGGUUACAAAGGAAAACGAUGUCAGAAUAAAGGUAUUGGAAGCAAGUUGCAUAAUAAUGUUAUUAUAUACUUGUAUAUACAAAGCAAUGGUACUCACUUUGUAUGGAAUUAACCGAUAUAUGGGAUGAAAAGACGGUUGAAGAUACGGCUGGUACUGAGUUACAUCAUUAAAUCGCAAUGAACCACAGGCGAAACUUUUUAUAACAGUUUCAAAAACUCAUCAAAAAUUCAUGAGGAAAACACAAAGAAAAAUCAUAAGCGUGUCGCAUCUUUAUAUGUGUGAUAGAGAUUUCCCUUGAUUUGCAUAAACUUUAACUUUGAUUUUCUCGACUUACACAACGUAUUCUUUGUUAAUUACUUUGCCAAUGAACUUACUAGAUCGAUCGUUUUUGAAGCAACUAUUAAAUGAUUUAUCAGACCUAAAGAAACUCGGCUUAUAUCGGAUAAAACACUGCUGCUCAUGUUUUAAAUAGUACAUGCAUAAAGAUUAAAACGAAAAAUUUUUGUGUUAAAAAUGACUUUUGAACAAACUUAAAGCAGGGCGCUAUAAAGCUUAAAGCGAUCACAUAGGGCAUUUAUUUAAACAUUUAUUUAAACAUUUUUUAUAAUUAAAGAAAUAACACGCUUUAAGGAAAGUUGCAUGACAAUUUUAUGUACUAUUUAAAAAACGAGCAGGAGUGUUUUAUUAGGUUUAAAGCCACGAGCGCGCAGCGCGAGUGGCUUUAGACCUAAUAAAACACGACCAGCGAGUUUUUUAAAUGGCUUCAAAAACGUUUGCAUAAUAAGUCAAAUCUUUAUAUAAAAUCUUUAUAUAAAAAUCUUUAUAUAAAAAUCUUUAUAUAAAAAUCUUUAUAUAAAAAUCUUUAUAUAGUUUGCAUAACAAUGGGCUUUUGUUAAAGUGUUCUUUAGUUGGUAUAAAGACGUAUGCACGUGACUAAUUUCUUACUCAAGAUUGGAUAAUUGCUUCAUGAAUUAUUAAUGAGUUUUUGAAGUACUAUUUAAAAAACGAGCAGGAGUGUUUUAUUAGGUUUAAAGCCACGAGCGCGCAGCGCGAGUGGCUUUAGACCUGAUAAAACACGACCUGCGAGUUUUUUAAAUGGCUUCAAAAACGUUUCCAUAAUAAGUCAAAUCUUUAUAUAAAAAUCUUUAUAUAAAAAUCUUUAUAUAAAAUGUUCUUUAGCUGGUAUAAAGACGUAUGCACGUGACUAAUUUCUUACUCAAGAUUGGAUAAUUGCUUCAUGAAUUAUUAAUGAGUUUUUGAAGCCUUUACACAAACCUCUUUUACAAUUUAUAAAACGUACUUCAUAUACAUGUUCAAUUAAAACAUGAUCUACUGAUACCUAGUGAGAUUUUCAUUGCGGAAAAUUGACCAUGUCCUUCCUUACACUUGGUAAUGUGUAAUUUUGUUUUUGAAAAAUUGUAGUAUCCAAUUCCGGCAAUUCGCACUAAAAGUCAUGUAUUACGUGUACUAAUGAUGCACGGGACAAUAUUUUAUAUACACAAUCCUGGAUAUAUCGUUUAUUAAAAAUAUGUACUGACUCUGUAACUGACUCAAUUUUUGAUAAACAUUUGGAAUCUACCAAUGAAUAAAUCAAAUUCACUAACGCCCUAAUAACAUCCCUAUUAUGAUAAUGGUGGGAAAUCGUUUGAAGAGGGAGGAUUGGCUCAGUCAGCCCGGACCGUACUAUGAAAGGAAAAAUUACAAAACUUUGCAGUCGCUCCGUUAAUAGACGAUUCCCCUUAUUACGUUUUCGUAGCGCUUUGCAUUGUGGUUAUAAUAGCGGCCUCGAAUGGAAAUAUUGAAUGUUUUCACGAAUAUUUUGCUGUGAAUAUCGCGCACCUGACCCUAGCUUUUUUAAAAAGUUCUUGCACGGGUCAGGACAAAAAAUAAGCCAUCUUGAAUAUCAGUGAUAGCACUAUAACCACAAUGCAAAGCGCUACGAAAACGUAAUAAGGGGAAUCGUCUAUUGAGCAAGUGAAGCAAAUCAGGCUUCAAAAAUAAUUUCUUAACUGUUUCACACAAAAAAGAUUUAAAGUUUUAUGCAUAACUUAAAAGUACCUUGAAAAUGAUGAAGAAUGGCCUGAACAAUUUAUUCACAGCUCAUCUCGUUCCAAAGUUAUCGAGCAUUUUGUAUUUUUGUGUUGUGACGUCACCAGUUGUACUCGAGAUGGCAGCAAAAGAAGAACGUCUAAUAUCUCAGAAGUGAUUCAACGAAAUUGAAUGUAAUUUGGUAGCCUACAGUUGGUAAGUGCGUCUAACAAAACAUUUUUCGGGAACGUUUAUACGGUUGUCAUAGUAAUACACUGGUUAUCAGGUCUCCCCUUCUUAUUUUAGUCAUGUCUAAAAACGAUGAUAAUAUUAAAUGAAAAUCACAAAAACGCCUGUCUUUUUUGUUGGAAGCAAAGAAUUGGACAAAUAGGACAAGAGAGUCCUGGUGACUAGUGUAUUACUGUGACAACCAUACCAUAGAAACGUUUCAAAAUGUUUGCUCAGGUGCACUUACUCACUACCAAUUUCAUUAAAUUUCGUUGAAUUUCUGGGAUAUUAGACUUUCGUCUUUUUGCUGCCAUCUUUAGCACAACCAUAGUGACGUGAUACCACAAAUAUUAUACAAUUACUUUAUGGUUUCCCUGUUUGGAUGGCAAUGUUGCGAGAGUUAAGAAAAGUACGCGAAACACGAGACGAAGGCGAGUGAUUUUGCUCGCUUUUCUUAACUCGAGCAACAUUCCCAAGUGUUUGGAUCAGGCCAUCCAAACACGGAAACAAUAAAGUAAUUGUUUUAUAAAAUAACAACUUUCCGUUUUAAAAUUUCACUUUAAAUAACUUUGAAAUUAAAUUUCCGUGUUUCGAUUACCUGAUCCAAACACGGGUUUCGACCAAUCACAGCAGGCGUUAUUUACAUGUUAUUUUAUAAACAAAAUUCCUGAUAACUUGGGAAGAAGAUGAGCUGUGAAUAAAUUGUUAAGGCCAUUCUUCAUCAUUUCAAGGUACUUUCAAGUGAUGCCGUAAUACAUGCGCACUUUAAGUACUAGAUAAAACAUGAGCAGCCGAUCUGCAUCUGAUAUACAAACUCGAGCCGAAACGUGCUUAAAAAAUGACCCAUCUUAUGAGUUCAUUGGCAAAGUAAUUUUAAAAAUAAACAUUGUCUAAGCCGAGAAAAUCAAAGCUGAAGUUUAUGUAAAUCAAGACAAAUCUUUAUCCGAUUUACAAACAUUGAUUAAACAUUCAUUUCUUUUGUAUUUUCCACGUGAAUUAUUAAUGAUUUUUUUUAAGAUCAAAUACAGAUAUGUGAUUUGAUCUAAUAUCAUAUACCGCAAAUGUAUUGUAUAGCCUAUAUUGACGGGAAAUAGACAUUGUUCCAAUGUCCUAACACAUGUAAAUCCUGCUAGUGAUAAGAACUUGUAUCUGAGUACUAUAUGUACUGUGACAAAUAUACAUAGAUAUCUUAUAUAUAUACACUAGAUAGCGCACCUCUUUUAGUAAAAUAGAAGCCAAGAAUAUUCCAGCGGUUACCCCCAUUUGAAUAGAUGGCGGUCAUGUUGCGUUUCCCACUCGUUUCCCGCUAAUAAACGCUUAAAAAACGACAAUAACUUUCAUCAUUUGAAUAGUUUGAAAAUGUAUUUGGAAUAGGUUUAACUUAAUGUUUAAGUUCCCUGUUUAAGAAAUAGAAAAUAUACGAGUCUUCUCAUUUCAUGGGAAUAUCCUGAGUCUGCAAUCACGGCUUCAAUUUUUGAAUUGCAGAAUAAUUAGAUGCACUAUCUAGUGUAUAUAAGAUAUCUAUGGACAAAUACUCAGUACAACUUUACUGAUCAAUAUUCUCCUCAAUAUAAAGUUUUGUAAAUAUAUCAAGAGCCCUCACACAUACUAUUAGCUAAUUAUUGCUCUAGUAGGACAAUCCUUCAAUAAUAUUAAAACUGCUUAUCUGAAAGACAAAAUCGCCAAUUCAUACAACAUAUGACUUUGUGAACAAAACGCAACAGGCUACACCCACAAUACAAAAUGAAACUUGGAUGUUUUCUCAUUUCAGUCGUAGCAGUAUGUUCAGCAACAGGUGAUCCUCAUUACAAAACAUUUGAUGGAAGACGUUACAACUUCAUGGGAAAAUGUGAGUACGUCUUGGCCAAGGACUCAAACGAAACGUUUAUGAUUCUACAGGAUAGUGAACCUUGUGGUAGGGGAAAAGCGACAUGUACAAAUGCUAUCACGGUAAACAUACAAGGAACGAUAAUAUACCUGAGAAGAGGAGAAAAUGUGUUGGUCAAUGGUGCAAAUGUAACAUUGCCAUAUUCAAACCAAGGUAUGCAUGGAAAUGAUAUUAUACGAUAUUAA